Theobroma umbraticum is the source of this 2132-nucleotide messenger RNA. RefSeq names its product Protein kinase superfamily protein. Gene Ontology annotation, molecular function: ATP binding; protein kinase activity. The record is from RefSeq and is a predicted model, not a curated record. NCBI's taxonomy places the organism in Eukaryota, Viridiplantae, Streptophyta, Magnoliopsida, Malvales, Malvaceae. Gene Ontology annotation, biological process: protein phosphorylation.
AGUAAAAAAGAGAAGAAAAGUUUGUAUAAAUAUAGGAGAGAUUCCAAAUCAUUCUCAAACUGGUUUUUAGCUUUGCUUUGAUGCUUCUAAGAAUAACCAACUCCCAAAGAUAUACCGUUUCUUAAAACCACUUUCUCUAUCUAAAAUUCUUUGGUUGCAAAGCAAUCUUCUCUAAGAUUGGGAUUGGAAUUCCUCCUCAUAACAUGAACAUGUAACUUUAGUUGAGUUUUUUUUUUCUUUUUUGGGGAUUUUCAUGCUUGUUGAUUAUCCAAGAACUUUUCGGGCUCCAUGUUGAAGAGGAAUUUGAAUUGAAAAUACCCAAAGUUUUCUUCAUUUUUCGAGUACUUGAAAAGCCUUGGAUAAUGGCUGUGGAAGAGACAGGAAGAGAGACACAAGACAACCCAGAAAAGGAAUCGAAAACUGGGGUGAUGAGAAGUAAAUCACUAAAUGAUCAGCCAUCACCAAGGGGUGUUUUGGAAAUCCCUGUUCUGGGAUCAGACUCUGAUACCAGCAGCUGCAGCAGCAAUUCUAGCUCGUAUUCUCCAAAGAAGCCUGUUUUCCAGAAAGGGAGCCGAGAUUCUUCUGGUUUGCAAUGGAAGAAUAUAAUUGAAAGCAUUAAGAAGAAAUCGGUCAGAAGGUUCUCUGUUAUUCCUUUGCUGACAAGUUAUGAGAUUUCCAGGAAGAACUUGAGGAGGAAAUUGGCAAAACUUCAGGGCUCUGAGGAAGAGGUUGAUAUUGACUGCCUACCCGUGCCUAAACCAUCGUGGAAGAAUUUUUGUUACUCAGAGCUUGCUGCUGCAACUGAUAAUUUCAGUCCUGAGAAUUUGCUGGGAAAAGGGGGCCAUGCAGAGGUAUACAAAGGGCACUUAUCUGAUGGUCAAAUUGUAGCGGUGAAGAAGCUUACCAAGAAUGACAAGGAACAAGAGGACAGAGCCAGUGAUUUCUUGUCAGAGCUUGGGAUUAUUGCUCACAUAAAUCACCCAAAUGCAGCUCACUUAAUCGGAUUCAGCAUUGAUGGGGGCAUGCACUUAGUCCUUCAGUUUUCCCCUCAUGGCAGCCUUGCUUCUGUGCUUUUUGCAGGCUCACCUGAAAGUCUAGAUUGGAAGACAAGGUUUAAGGUGGCUGUUGGGGUAGCAGACGGAUUGAAAUAUCUCCAUCACGACUGCCAGAGGCGCAUUAUACACAGAGAUAUCAAAGCUUCUAACAUAUUGCUCACCCAAGAUUAUGAAGCUCAGAUUUCAGAUUUUGGUCUGGCAAAGUGGCUCCCCGAGAAUUGGCCUCACCAUGUCGUCCAUCCCAUUGAAGGAACAUUCGGGUAUUUGGCUCCAGAGUAUUUUAUGCAUGGAAUUGUUGAUGAAAAGACUGAUGUAUUCGCAUUUGGAGUUUUGUUACUGGAGUUAUUAACAGGUCGCCGUGCAGUUGAUUCAUCCAGACAAAGCCUUGUGAUAUGGGCAAAACCACUUCUGGAGUCGAAUAAAGUAAAGGAAUUGGUAGAUCCUCGGCUAGAGGAUAAUUAUGAUCCGGCUGAAAUGAAACGUGCCCUGUUAACAGCUUCCAUGUGCAUUAACCACUUAGCCACCAUGCGCCCAAGCAUGAUAAGGGUUGUAGAGUUGCUUAAGAAUGAAGAAGGUCCUGUAGAGUGUCAGCAGAAGUCUUGUCGAGGGAAAGCAGUAAUUGUAGACGGCUGUGACUUGCAAGAUUAUACUCGGACCAGCUACCUUGAUGACCUCAACCGUCAUAUGCAGCUAGUGAUGGAGUAAUGCAGGGUGCUGCUGCUGCCGCCGCCGCUGCCACUUUUUGUUAGUUGUCUGUGUGAAAGUUGGAAAAAUAGUAUGCCUCUGGCCCUGAAGGGUUUGGAUAGUAGUUCUUCAGGCUUUCAGCUUCCUACGUUUUCCUUUCAAAAUAGUUGAUUGCCUCGCCAUACACCUGCGGAGAACAUUGGGAGAACAUUGGGGAAACAGUUCACAGCCAUUGAUAAAAGUGCUAUGGUUCUGAAGAAAAUGGUAUGCCCCUGGCCCUGAAGGGUUUGGAUAGAAACCGGAUGCCAUGGGGCCAUUGUGCUGAAAUUUACAUAUGCAAGAAAAUCCUUUGUUAAUAAUAAUAAUAAAAAAAAAAACUCAGCUUCUUAUAGA